AUGAGCAAUCCAAACAGCGUAAGUACAGAUAACAGAGUAAUGAAUCAUAACGAGCUGAAUGAUUCGCAAAAUGAAGAUCAAACAGAUUCACUUCUUUCUACAUCAAGCUCUGUCGCUAAACGAAAUUAUAAGAAGAUAUAUGGCUCUACGGACGAGGAAAAUUUGCAGUCUAUAGAGUUGAAUAAUGAUGUUUUAGAGUUACCAAAGGUCGUUCGAGAGUCUGUUCCCUUAGAAGAUGAUCCCAAUAUACCAGUAAUGACAUUUCGUUAUUUUAUACUAUCUACAAUUUUUAUUGUACCUGGAGCGUUUCUUGAUACUAUGAAUUCGUACCGAACUACGUCUGCAGUAUAUUCGAUAUUUUUUGUUCAGAUUGUUUCCCAUUGGGCUGGUAAAUGGAUGGCGAAAACUCUUCCGAAGAAGAAUGUCAAUGUAUGUGGCUUUGAAUUCAAUUUAAACCCCGGUCCUUGGUCCAUAAAGGAAACAGCAAUGAUAACAAUCACUGCUAAUAGUGGUGCAACUGGUAAUUUAGCUACUAAUGCUAUUUCUUUGGCUGAGUUACAUUUUAAUGAAAAGGUAAAUGCAGCGAUUGCAAUACUAUUUAUGUGGGCCAUUGUGUUUAUUGGAUACUCUUAUGCAGCCAUAGCUAAAUGUUUUGUUCUAUACGACCCACAGUUUACAUGGCCUCAGGCUUUAAUGCAAACUACCCUUUUGCAAUCACAGGCCAGAUCAGACAGAGAUUCAAAACAUGGCUCCAUGCAAAUGAAAGUAUUCUUCUAUGUCUUAUUAGCAGUAACAAUUUGGGAAUUUCUUCCAGAAUUCGCUUUUCCACUCACGUCAUCUUUGGCAAUACUUUGUUGGAUUGCGCCCUAUAACAAAACGGUCAACUUUAUAGGAUCCGGCAUGGGUGGUAUGGGAGUUCUUAAUUUUUCCUUAGACUGGGCAAAUAUAACAUCAUCUAUUAUGUUAUAUCCAUACUGGAUUCAGGUUAUUCAGUUUUUGGGAUUCGUAUUAGGUGCAUGGAUUAUGAUUCCGUUGGUGAAAUGGGGUGGCGUUACUUCAUUUAAACACGGGCUUAUGUCAAAUUCCUUAUUCUUGAGUAAUGGAACGCGAUACCCCACUGAUGAGUUAUUGACUGAUGAUUUGAGAUUGAAUAUGACCGCCUAUAAAUAUUAUGGUCCUGUGAAUUUGGGAGCGCAAAGAGCGUGGAAUAUGUUUUUUGAUUAUGCUGCUUAUAUUAGUGGGAUAGUCUGGGUUGUAUUGUUUGGCUAUGACCAAAUGAAAAACUCUCUUAAUGUUUUGAGAAAUACUUACACGACAAAGGAUCAAAAUGGUGGUUUCACUUCUAUUCAUUUACAGUAUACAGAUAGACUAAACAAACUACAAUCCAAAUAUGAAGAAGUACCUAUGUUUUGGUAUUUAAUUUUAUUCAUUAUUUCAUUUUCAACAUUAAUGUUUAUUUUUCUAUCAGGACAGAUGUUUUUGCCUUGGUGGUGUUGCAUUGUUGCAUUAGCUUUAGGUUCUAUCAUUGUUACGCCCUUAAGCUGGUUGUAUGCAUUAUCUAAUUUCCAAUUAGCCAUUGGUACCUUCAACGAGCUAUUUUAUGGUUAUAUGGUACAGAAUAUGAAGUCGGUUCAUCCAGUAAGUGCAGUUGUAUUUGGUGCAAUAUCAGGAAGUGCUUGGUAUCGAGCCCAGUAUCAUUUGCUUUGUAUGAGACUAGGAUUCUACAUACACUUGCCUCCUAAAGCAGUCUUUUUUUCUCAAAUAUAUGGAGAGAUUAUUGGUGUUCCAUUCAACUACAUUGCUCUAAGAUGGGUUCUUGACACUAAGCGAGAAUAUCUUGAUGGAACUAAGGAGGAUCCCUUGCACCAAUGGACAGGGCAAACAAUUACAUCAUAUCACACUAAUACAAUCAAUUAUGUCAUUUUGGGACCAAAGAGGCUAUUUUAUCACUAUCCAUUACUACCCUACGGCUUCCUUUUAGGAGCUAUAGCUCCUGUUGCAUUAUAUAUUUUACACAGAAAAUUUCCCAAUUCACGGUUAAAAUUCCGUUUAUGGAAUACUACUGUUUUCUUUUCAACCUUGAGUACAUUUUACGGUAAUCUUUCGACUGGUUAUGCUUCUAAGUUUAUAGGUGGAACAGUCACAAUGUACUGGGCAUACAAUUAUAGACAUUCUUUGUGGAAAUCAUACAAUUACAUUCUUGCUGCUGCAUUUGAUACUGGGUAUAAUUUUGCAGUCUUACUAAUAUUUUUACUUUUUUCAUUUGGAAGAACGAUUAGGAUGCCACCUUGGUGGGGUAAUAAUGAACAGAGUGUCGAACGUUGUUUUGCUCUCUAA
Messenger RNA from Debaryomyces hansenii CBS767, 2337 nucleotides. It is a transcript of the gene OPT7, whose product is annotated as Opt7p. Gene Ontology annotation, biological process: transmembrane transport. Lineage: Eukaryota; Fungi; Ascomycota; Pichiomycetes; Serinales; Debaryomycetaceae. Gene Ontology annotation, molecular function: oligopeptide transmembrane transporter activity. The coding region runs from base 1 to 2337 and encodes 778 amino acids. The transcript has a single exon. The record is from RefSeq and is a predicted model, not a curated record.